Fonsecaea multimorphosa CBS 102226 is the source of this 1524-nucleotide messenger RNA. RefSeq lists its product as uncharacterized. Gene Ontology annotation, cellular component: membrane. The transcript is spliced from 5 exons. Lineage: Eukaryota; Fungi; Ascomycota; Eurotiomycetes; Chaetothyriales; Herpotrichiellaceae. Bases 1 to 1524 code for a protein of 507 amino acids. Gene Ontology annotation, molecular function: transmembrane transporter activity. Gene Ontology annotation, biological process: transmembrane transport. The record is from RefSeq and is a predicted model, not a curated record.
AUGGCAGCCUUACCCAAGGACAACUCCAUCCACCUGGAGGAGGCGGUGGGUCAAACAGACCUCAAGGCCACCAUCGCCAUCGACGACCGCCACAAUGACGAAGGGAUGAAGGUCCUAGCACGCUACACCGGCCCGCAAACAUGGGACGACAAGGAAGAGCAACAGCUCAGGCGGAAGAUCGACCGCCGCCUCCUCCCGAUCCUCGUCAUUUGCUACGGCCUGCAAUACUACGACAAAGCCAUGAUCUCGCAAGCCGCACUGUUCGGUCUCCGCACCGACCUGGACCUCACCGUGGGCAACCGCUUCUCCUUCGCCUCGUCCAUCUUCUACCUGGGCUUCAUGGCCGGGGCUUACCCGGCCAUUAUCAUGGCUCAGCGUUUUCCCAUCGAAAAAGUUGCCGCGGGCAUAAUCUUGGCCUGGGGCAUCUGUCUGAUCUGCACACCGGCAUGUCAUAAUUGGCAAGGCCUCUUCGCGCAGAGAUUCUUCCUCGGAUUCAUCGAGUCAGGAGUCAGCCCGAUGUUCAUGCUGGUCGUGGGUCAGUUCUAUAAGAAGAAUGAGCAAGCCCUGCGGAUAGGUGUCUGGUACUGCGCCUGCGGCUACGUGUCCAUUUUCUCGCCCCUAAUCAACUACGGGUUCGGGCAUAUCAAGGGUGCACUGUCCCCGUGGCGGUACAUGUAUCUCUUUAUCGGCGCUAUCACUAUCCUCUGGUCAGUGGUGGUCUACUUCUACCUCCCGCCAGAUCCGAUCCGCGCGAAAGGAUUCACCGAGCGCGAGCAUUUCAUCGCCGUGAGCCGGCUGCAAUCGAACAACUCGGGCGUGCGCAACACGCAUUUCAAAAAAGAACAAAUGAUUGAAUUGCUGUUCGACCUGAAAUUCUGGAUCAUGUUCCUGAUCACACUGUUGGCCAUGUUUGCCAACGCUCCGGUCUCGACAUUCACGCCCCUGAUCAUCUCCGGGUUCGGAUUCAACACGCUCAACUCUCUGCUCCUGGUGGUACCCGUGGGGUUUUUCACCGGGACCAUCGAAUUGAUCAUUCCCUACCUCGCCUACAAGUUUAAGAACAUAAGGACAUAUCUCAUGGCGGUGGCUGAACUGGUCACUGUGCUCGCCGCGGUGCUGCUCUGGGCUCUCCCGAGACACGCCAUUGGAGGCCUGAUGUUUGGGAUUGUCAUCCUCCCCUGCUUCGCUGCCGGCUACGUGGUUCAGCUGGGGCUCCAGAUCGCCAACACGGCAGGCUAUACCAAGCGAUCGUUGGCGUCGUCGGGGAUUUUCGUUGCCUAUUGCAUUGGUAACUUUGUCGCGCCUCUCACGUUCCGCACGCAAGACGCACCAGUCUACGCCCCAGGGCUAGCGACCGUGGUGGCCACGUCGGUCGCCGUGGUGGUCUUGUCCAUGUUCUAUCGCUACCUCUGUCUCAGGGACAACCGGAAGAGAGACGAGACGGGUACGCUGGAGGCCUUUGACCAUGCCUACGAGGACGACUUGACCGACAAAACUAACCCGCAAUUCCGGUAUAUUGUGUAA